AUGCCCCCUCCAUCUAGCAGACUAAACCUCAAGAAUCUAGAUAACUCCGAUGUGGCAGAAGCUUCUGAUGGCGUCAAACCGAGAUCCACAGGGUCGUCGGAUACGGAAAUGAAGAACUCAUCGAUCCCCAUUCAAAGAAACACCCAAGACGACAAGGAGUCCAGCAACGACGCAUCCAACGAGACAUCUGACUCUGACAAGAGUCUUGUGGCGCAGUUCCGCCACAGCGCCACUCAUAAGUCCUACGGCGGGCGCAAACAUGAUGUUGAUGAACACGAGCAUGAUGAUGCUCACGAGAACCAUUCCGACGACGAGCAGGCGGCUGAUUUCGUGGAGGAACCCAGCGAGGAUGCCACAGAGUCUGUUGCGCUGCUGGAAAAGCGCUUCUACUGCUCUACAUGUAAUCAGGGCUUCACCAGAAAGCACAAUAUGGUCAGUCAUGAACUUAUCCAUCUGAGUCUGAAGCCACACGUCUGCUCGCAGUGCCGCUCACUGUUUCGGCGCAUCCACGACUUGAAGCGCCACGAGAAGCUCCACACUGGUGAAAAACCUUUCCAUUGUGGCAAAUGUAACCGCCGGUUCGCCAGAACUGAUGCCUUGACUCGCCAUUUGAACUCCGCCAAUGCAUGCACCGGCAAGCCCAAGGAGGAGGAAGAAGAGAUGUCUGUUAUCAAGCCACUGGCAGAAACCACACGGCUUUCGCUGUCCAACUCAGUGCUUACGACCGAUGUAUCAGCCAAGACAUCAUCUACAGAUGCCACGGAGGCAGAUGCCAUAGAGGCCACACUAGAGGCUCCACUGGGUCGUCUGAGUUCGGACACUGCCGCGAAAGAACCUGGAGCUAAGGGGCGCACUGUCAUGCCAAUCGGAAGCAGCAGUAGUGACUCUCUGGGAGGUAUCUCUGACACAAUCAAUAAAGCCAAUUACGAUGUACAUCGGUGGAGAGCUUACCAGCAUCAACAGAAUAACCUCAAGAAUAACAGCAGCUACCCUUACAACCUGACGACGGCAACCACCGUAUCAACUGAUAGCGGGCUGGUUGGCAAACAGGAACAUAGUCGUCAAAUGGCUCGUUUUAACCACACCAUGGAAAGGGAGGUGCAUGGCCGCCCCAACUAUGAAGAGGGUCAGCACUACCAUCACCAUUACCAUCAUCACCACCACAACACAGAAGCGGUGGUACAGAGCCUGUCGGGAAAUGGCUCUUGGUCGAUCCCCAGUGAUCGCGAAGUACACCAUGACGGUCAGUUCCGUAAGCAUGACGAAUUCUAUCCCCGAGACAUCCGUGGCAGUCGCAGAGAGUCUGAUGAUCAGCAUGCCAACCAAUCAAAGAUCGACCAUCUAAGACCAAACCGGAACGGACCCAUGAGGGGUGCGUUGCCGCAUUAUCCUUCCUAUGAUCAGAGUUAUCCAUCGGACAAGUCUCAACAGAACAGAAUGUACUCACCCUAUCCGGAGGGAAACAUGCAGCAUGUCUCUCAGCCUCUGUACGAAACGAGUCCCAUGCCCAACUGGUCCAUGCAAGAGCGCACCCCCAACGUUCGUCCGCCUCUUGACCCAGGUUUUGUCUCGAUGCAAAGGUAUGCCGACCUCGUCAACUACACCAAUGACCUUCAGGCGUCAUUGACCAAGAUGGAUGACCGGAUCAAGUUUUUGGAGAACGCAGAACAUAAGAGAGAAAGUGAUGAUCAGCUUCAAGAGUUGGCUACACGGAGAAAGAGGAAAGCCAGUGAUUCAUGA
Messenger RNA from Sungouiella intermedia, 1740 nucleotides. NCBI's taxonomy places the organism in Eukaryota, Fungi, Ascomycota, Pichiomycetes, Serinales, Metschnikowiaceae. The record is from the annotation of a GenBank genome assembly.